AUGAGCAGCAUGCGCUCAGUACAAGAAGCCAGAGGUCGAAAAGGACGCUCACGCUCGUUAUCAACAACCAAAGUAGUAAACCAACAACGCAUCCGUCGUGAGAACUCGCCAGUCAAUGACACUGCAUCCGUUCCUCAUAACAACGACGCGCUGACGGCUGAUACCUACAAUGCACAGGCUGUUCUCGGCCGUGUUGCCGAACUCGAGAAACGAGCAACGGGUCAUGAACAAGAGCUAUUCCAACCAAAAGAGGAACUGAAAUACAUGCGUGACCUAAUCAACGAGAAGCAACAACUUCGCUCUGACACGAGGAAAUUGUCACGAUCACCAGCGACUCAGUGCAUGCAAUACCCGCGGACGAAUGGGAAAAAGGCACGGCAGCAACAUCACCGUGAGGAACGUUUGCAACGGCAACUUGCUGCUCUCGACAAACAGCAGCAACGAAAGCAUAAUAUAACUCGCCAGCAACCAUCAACGCAGCAGCUGACAGCACCGACGCCGCGACUGACAACACGGCAUUCACAGUUAUGUAUAGGUCCUUACCACGCCGUACUCUCCAUACCGCAUAGCGAAAUCCGUCGCGCUUUGCGCCUACUAGGGGUUGCGCAAGAGAGAGUUAUAGACAUCCGCUUCCCUGCCCAUGGCGCCGAAGCUAAAACACUGCAUCAAGAACGGAUGUUUCCAAUGUACCUACGGAUGCCGAAGAAACCUCUGGCCAUCGCAAUCAUGCGGCACUUCACUACAGUACCAGAAGACCGUGAACACCUGUCAGAGGCUGAAGCCCGUCAAUUGCUAGGUGGUAGCGACAACGAUGACGAAGAGCCGGAACUCAUGCAAGAAUAA
Zychaea mexicana is the source of this 843-nucleotide messenger RNA. RefSeq lists its product as uncharacterized. The transcript is spliced from 6 exons. Bases 1 to 843 code for a protein of 280 amino acids. The record is from RefSeq and is a predicted model, not a curated record. Lineage: Eukaryota; Fungi; Mucoromycota; Mucoromycetes; Mucorales; Lichtheimiaceae.